GGACCUCUGUCCAGUUUUACAGUUGCUGCUUCGUCUUCCUUGAUCGAUCAUGACUCAGCGGUUCGAGUCUCCAAGCAAGCGGUUCUCGGUGUUCGACUUCGACGAAGACGACGUCGUCGAGAUUGAGUCCGCCAAAUCGAAUGCCAAAUUUCGAAAGCCCAGGGCUUCCAUUCCUUCCAACAACAAGAAGAAGAAGAAGAAGAAGAAGAAGAGCCCCAUUACCAAGUACACGUUUCUCCAAUGCUUUUCUAAAGGAGCAAAGACUCCACUCAAGGAAAUUAGCAAUGUCACAAUAGAGGUCGAUGCUUUGGGCUCUUCAAAUCAUCAAAAUAAGCAAGUACAUAAAAUUCCAGAUGAUGAGGAUGGGCUUCACAUGUGCUCUUCGACAACCUUGAUAUCCAGUCCUUCAAAGAAUGAAGCUACGUUAGAAGAACAAGCAUCAGAGCCAGGUUCUUGCGGAUAUGACAAUGUUGAAACUGCUUUAAGAAAUCUUCGUCUUGAAUCAAAGAAUUCUAGAAGAGCUGGAAAGAGAAACAAAAAAUCAGGUUUGAAACAGUUGAGGAGUGCAGUUUAUGACCCUCAUUGGUCCAAAAGACAGGAAGAAAAUAAAUCAUUAGAUAGCAGAUACGGUGAUACAUGGAACUUUAAUUUUGAUUCUGAUAAGCCUUUUGAAGACGUUAUCUAUCCAAAAGGGGAUCCUGAUGCAGUUACUAUAAGUAAGAGAGAUCUUGAACUUCUUGAGCCAGAGACAUUCAUUAAUGACACCAUAAUUGACUUCUAUAUUCUAUACUUGAAAAGCAACAUUCAACCUGAGGAAAAGCAUAGGUUUCACUUCUUCAAUAGUUUCUUCUUUCGGAAACUUGCUGAUCUGGAGAAAGACCCAUCAAGUUCCUGUGAACGCAAGGCAGCUUUUCAGCGUGUUCGGAAAUGGACUAGGAAAGUGAAUCUGUUUGAAAAGGAUUACAUCUUCAUUCCUGUAAACCACAGGCUCCACUGGAGUUUGAUUGUCAUUUGUCAUCCCGGUGAAGUGGCUAAUUGUGAAGACGAGAGAAUUGAAAGCUUACCCAGGGUGCCAUGCAUCUUGCAUAUGGAUUCAAUUAAAGGAAGCCACAGAGACCUGAAAAAUCUUGUUCAAAGAUACCUAUGUGAAGAGUGGAAAGAGAGGCAUGGUGACACAGCAGAAGGUGAUUCUUUGAGAUUUUUACAAUUGAGAUUUCUUGAACUGGAGCUACCACAGCAGGAAAAUUUAUCUGAUUGUGGACUCUUUUUGCUUCAUUAUGUGGAGCGUUUUCUGGCAGAAGCUCCUGUUAACUUUAGCCCUUUUAAGAUCACAGAGCUCUCCAACUUUCUAAAGAAAAAGUGGUUCCCUCCUGCUGAGGCUUCUCUUAAACGCCAUCAGAUUAAGAAGUUGCUAUACGAUAUCCUCGAUCAAUCUCGGGAAGCUGUUAUAGCCGAUUGUAUUAAUUUAGAUGAAUCCCCUCAAGUACUCAAAAAUCCAGACAAUGAAGAACCUGGCAUAAAGCAUUUUUACGAAAUGUCCAAUUCAACACAAAAAAUUCAUGGGAAUUGUUAUAGUUCUGAUGCACAUGGGAUCAGAAUUACAUCGCCAGGAGCUUAUUCUUCUCCUAGUCAUGUAUGCUGCUCUAGAGAAAGGGGACGUGUUGCUGAUAAGAAUUAUCUGCCGUUGACUGCCAAUAAUAUGACGAGUUUUAUGUCACCAAUACAGGAAGUUGGAGAUACUGAGGAAAUGACUGAUUCGCCGGUCGACAUUGAAGCUUGUCCGAAAGACACUGCAUUACCUUCUGAUAUACUACCCAGGGAUGCAUCUCAGAACCAUGGGUUCUCAAAGAACAUUGGAGAUAAUGCUGAUGUGAACUCAAUUUCUGAUACAUCUAGUAGUGGAUCAGAGAUUUUUUCAGUGGUAGGGAUAGAUGAAGAUGAAGAUGACUCACUUGUGGAAGCUGAGGCGUUUAACUGUCCAAGGAAAACAGAGAAAUCUGAAUCGUCUUCAAGUGGGGAUCUCACUGCUUGUGUUGUACAGGAUUCUGAAGAGGAAAGUGACAUGCAUGGCACUGAGGUUAAAUGUAUCUCAUCCUCUCCAGCAAACCAACAAUUCUUCCAUCAACAAGCUGACUCUACUGGAAACAAUAAUCAUAAAGAGAUUAAUAUGCUAUCGAGUAGUGAGGAUCAAGCAUCCGAAUCAGAUGAGCGGCAGACUCCAAAAAGACCAAGGCUCACAUAUCCUGUAGGUCGAAGAAGGCAUACAAGAAGCCUCAUGAGAGCGUUGCAUUUGUGAUCGUCAUGCAGUUACUUGUGUUUAAGAAUAAGUGCUGCGCAAGGAAACAUUAUGAAGGGCAAUAAGUAUUAUUUCCCUGUAUAUAAAUGUGGGAGGUUUUGUUAUUAUAUGAACUGCGUGUGGGAUUUUGUUAUAUAUGUAUAUAGAUAGAGAGGGCCCCUUGUAUUAAGGGUUCUGUUUUUCGAUAUGUUCCUUUAUAAUUCAUUUAUUUAGAACCUCAUUCUCAAUUAA
Molecule: messenger RNA, 2527 nt
Organism: Rosa rugosa (rugosa rose)
Lineage: Eukaryota; Viridiplantae; Streptophyta; Magnoliopsida; Rosales; Rosaceae
Product: probable ubiquitin-like-specific protease 2B
Exons: 14
Coding region: 50-2296 (748 amino acids)
Biological process (GO): proteolysis
Molecular function (GO): cysteine-type peptidase activity
Source: RefSeq, a predicted model, not a curated record